Knipowitschia caucasica is the source of this 1632-nucleotide messenger RNA. NCBI's taxonomy places the organism in Eukaryota, Metazoa, Chordata, Actinopteri, Gobiiformes, Gobiidae. The record is from the annotation of a GenBank genome assembly.
AUGAAAGAGACAAAUCUGAGUUUUUCUGGAUUCAGGUGCACAGUGUCCCUCUGCACCCCAGAGCCCUGCAGGCUCCGCUCAGACCACAGACCACGGACAACAGACCACGGACAACAGACCACGGACCACAGACAACAGACCACAGACCACAGACAACAGACCACGGACAACAGACAACAGACCACGGACAACAGACCACAGACGACGGACAACAGACCACGGACAACAGACCACGGACAACAGACCACGGACAACAGACCACGGACAACAGACAACAGACCACAGACGACGGACAACAGACCACGGACAACAGACCACGGACAACAGACAACAGACCACGGACAACAGACCACAGACGACGGACAACAGACCACAGACCACAGACCACAGACCACAGACAACAGACCACAGACCACAGACAACAGACCACAGACCACAGACAACAGACCACGGACAACAGACAACAGACCACGGACAACAGACCACAGACGACGGACAACAGACCACGGACAACAGACCACGGACAACAGACCACGGACAACAGACCACGGACAACAGACCACGGACAACAGACCACGGACCACAGACAACAGACCACGGACAACAGACAACAGACCACGGACAACAGACCACAGACCACAGACCACAGACCACGGACAACAGACCACAGACCACAGACAACAGACCACAGACCACAGACCACAGACAACAGACAACAGACCACAGACAACAGACAACACCACAGACCACAGACAACAGACCACAGACAACAGACAACAGACAACAGACAACAGACCACAGACCACAGACCACAGACCACAGACAACAGACCACAGACCACAGACAACAGACCACGGACAACAGACCACAGACAACAGACAACAGACCACGGACAACAGACCACAGACCACGGACAACAGACCACGGACAACAGACAACAGACCACAGACAACAGACCACAGACAACAGACCACAGACAACAGACAACAGACCACGGACAACAGACCACAGACCACGGACAACAGACCACGGACAACAGACAACAGACCACAGACAACAGACCACAGACAACAGACCACAGACAACAGACAACAGACCACAGACAACAGACCACAGACCACGGACAACAGACCACAGACAACAGACCACAGACCACAGACAACAGACCACGGACAACAGACCACAGACAACAGACAACAGACAACAGACCACAGACCACAGACCACGGACAACAGACCACAGACCACAGACAACAGACCACAGACAACAGACAACAGACCACAGACAACAGACCACAGACCACAGACCACGGACAACAGACCACAGACAACAGACCACGGACAACAGACAACAGACCACGGACAACAGACCACAGACCACGGACAACAGACCACAGACCACAGACAGCACAACAGACCACAGACAACAGACAACAGACCACAGACCACAGACCACGGACAACAGACAACAGACCACGGACAACAGACCACAGACCACGGACAACAGACCACAGACCACGGACAACAGACCACAGACCACGGACAACAGACCACAGACCACGGACAACAGACCACAGACCACAGACCAAGUGAGAAUGGACAAAGUUACAGAACACACAAGUCUGUCGGUUGA